Molecule: messenger RNA, 1061 nt
Organism: Phaethon lepturus (White-tailed tropicbird)
Lineage: Eukaryota; Metazoa; Chordata; Aves; Phaethontiformes; Phaethontidae
Exons: 3
Coding region: 1-393 (130 amino acids)
Source: RefSeq, a predicted model, not a curated record
AUGACUCUUAAGCCCCGUUUCAACCUCAUUGUAUAUAUGAUGUACUUAGGCCUGCCUUUCUCCAGCUGCAGAAAUGCUCACGCCCUGACGGCAGACGUCAGUGUGGCUGAGACCGCUUUGGCUGCCGAGCUCUUCCUGGCUGAUGGGGUUGUACUGACUGGCACAGCUACUGGAUUGCCCGCAGAUCCUCAGGAGCUGAAAGAGGUUAAACAUGCUGUGAAGAUUCCUGUGUUGAUUGGGUCUGGAGUGACUCUGGAGAAUGUCAGGAAUUACUUGGAUGCAAAUGCUCUAAUAAUUGGUUCGUAUUUCAAGAAAGAAGGUUAUUGGGCAAAUGGUGUUGAUCCUGACCGAGUAAAGAAGUUUAUGGAACACAUAAGUAAACUGAGAGAAUGAGUUUGUCAGCAAACAGUAUUUUGUGUGUGUGUGUAAGUGCAGUAUGAUACAUCGUACAGAAUUAAUGCACACAUGUGUGCUUGAAUGGCUAAUAACAUUAAAUGAAAAUGCACAUCAUCUCCAUAACUAGCUAGGAAACACAGUGACACUGUACAAUAAACUGGUGCUGUGAUGUUUGUUUCUAGGCAGCUCAUUUCUAUGGCACUCAAAGCCAUCACCGAUGCAAAACCAACUCUCCGAAGGCUUGUGUAAUACAUUCUCUCCUAUAAGUAAAAUGCUUAUGGAGUUUAAGAAUUUGUAGUAAAUAUUCAUCACAGGUGAGCUGAGUUUUGUUUUGCCUGUGAGUACAAUAGGAUACCCUAAGUUUACAGCUAAGAGUAUUGUAAAUUGGACAAGUUAAUUAGCCUUUCAGUUUCCCCAUCUGUAAAAUUAUGAUAAUAGUACCUGCAUCACACGGGGGUUGUAAGACAUAAUAAAUGAAUGAAUGUACACCACUUUCAUCUCCUCAAAUGAAGGGCUCAAUUAAAGUUCAAGAUCAUUAUUUUUUCAUUAGAAUUGUGCAUUUAUUACAAAAAUGUAGUCAUUGUAUACCAUACAAAAAUUUAAGAUAAUUGGGAAAUUUAUUUACUUAAAAUACUUAGAGAAUAAAUGUAAGUAUUUAAUUACAA